Molecule: messenger RNA, 1833 nt
Organism: Metarhizium album ARSEF 1941
Lineage: Eukaryota; Fungi; Ascomycota; Sordariomycetes; Hypocreales; Clavicipitaceae
Product: WD40 repeat-like-containing domain protein
Exons: 2
Coding region: 1-1833 (610 amino acids)
Biological process (GO): actin filament depolymerization; positive regulation of actin filament depolymerization
Cellular component (GO): cortical actin cytoskeleton
Molecular function (GO): actin filament binding
Source: RefSeq, a predicted model, not a curated record
AUGGCAGCUCCCGCUGUUACCUUGAACCGCAUUCUCGCAGCCGCUCCCUCUACCACCAGAGGACAGCCAACCCAGCUGUCCGCCGACCCCAAGGGCCAACGGAUAGCUUACGCCUCGGGAAAAUCAAUCAUUGUCCGCUCCAUCGAUAAACCCGCAGAAUGCAAGGAGUAUACCGGUCACACGGCUACGACAACCGUCGCUCGGUUUUCGCCCAACGGAUUCAAGGUCGCCAGUGGUGAUGCCAGCGGCACGCUCCAAGUCUGGGAGCCCGAGAACACGGACAAGACCAUUGGCGAAUAUCACAUCAUCUCGGGCCGACUGAACGAUGUUGCCUGGGACGGCGAGUCUCAGCGCGUUAUUGCUGUCGGAGACGGCAAGGAGCAAUUCGGCCGCUGCAUCACGGCAGACAGUGGUAACUCGGUGGGGGAAAUCAUUGGCCAUUCAAAAUCCGUCAACGCAGUAGCUAUGAGGCCUCAGCGCCCCUUCCGUGCGGCGACUGUCGGUGAUGAUGGCAAUAUGGUGUUUUAUCACGGCGCUCCGUAUAAAUUCAACGAGAAGAGCGCCCUACACAAGGGUUUCGUUCUCGGAACUUCAUACUCACCCGAUGGAGCUACUCUUGCGACCGUUGGCGCGGAUAAGCGAAUACAGUUGUACGAUGGAAAGACUGGGGAGCCUACAAGGCAGAUUGGUGAGGGGGAGCACACCGGCAGCAUCUUCGCCCUGUCCUGGUCUCAGGACGGUAAGAAGUUUGCCACUGCAAGCGCUGACCAAACGAUAAAGCUUUGGGAGGUUGACUCAGGCACCGUCAUUCAGACCUGGAAGUUUGGGGAUGGUGUCAGCAUUCGCGACCAGCAGAUGGGUGUCGUCAUUCCCCACGGCCGAACUGAUGGUUUGAUUAUCAGCGUAAACUUGUACGGGGAGCUCAUUUACCUCAACGAGGGCAAGGAAGAACCCGUUAGGAUCCUCCAGGGGCACCAAAAGAGCAUCACCGCACUGACGGCCUCCUCUGACGGCACAGGCUCUGCGUUAUGGACGGGUAGCUUUGAUGGCCGGGUUUGCCACUGGAACGUCAAAACAGGCACUGCCAGUGUUGUCGACGGAGGAUCUCAUACAAACCAGGUUGUACAGAUAACCGGAUUUGCAGGCAAAGUCUACACCGCCGGCUGGGAUGACAUGGUGAAGAUUGCGGAUGAAUCGGCCAGCACUUCCGUGGGCGAGUCCAUCAGCCUUCCUGCACAGCCAAAGGGCGCCAGUGCGUCCGACGGUGUCCUAUAUGUCGCCAUGGUAUCGUCAAUUGUGGCGUAUUCAAACGGGAAGCUCUUGAAAGAGACAACCGUCGGCUAUGCUCCGACAUGCAUCGCCGCCUCAGGAAACUUGGUCGCCGUAGGGGCAGACAAAAACUCAGUCAAGGUAUACAAAGCCGGUUCCAGGGGCUCUUUGGAAGAAUGCCAAACGUUGGCGAACCCUACUGGAACGAUAUCUGCUUUGGCUUUCUCCAGGGACGGCUCUCACCUGGCGGCCGGAAAUAACGUUGGCAAGAUUUAUGCAUACAAUACCGGAAGUUGGGAGGUGGCUUCAGAUCGGUGGUCUGCUCACACAGCGCGCGUGACUUGCAUUGCCUGGGACGAUACCGGCGCAUACGCAGCUAGCGGGAGCUUAGACACCAAUGUCUUUGUCUGGUGCUUGGAAAAGAAAAACCAAGGAAAGCGAAUCAAGGCUUCCAACGCACACAAGGACGGAGUCAAUGGCAUCUCGUGGAUAGAGGGUGGACAGAUCGCCAGCGCGGGAGGGGAUGCAAACGUCAAGAUUUGGGAUGUCAAGAGCUUGCCCUGA